AUGAAGGCGCGCCUCGACCUCAACCUCGCGCAAACUCCACUCAAAACCCCAAGACGUGCGAACGCGCAGCAAGCGCAGGAAAGGAUGCCGCAUCUAGUAAGUCCCGAGAGGGAUGCAGCGCAGCCCCUCGCGCUCAGCCACAGCAAAGAGACGCCGGAGCGAACUCUGAGUGGCCGGUGUUGCGAGGCCCCGGACCUGGAGGAGCCGAAAGGACCGGCGGUACUGCCAGCGCCGUGGCCACCAACACCAAACGCGCCCCCGGGACCCAGGUCCAAGGCGGCGGCUGGAGCCGGCCGCGCAGGCGGACGCGAGGCCCCGGCGCCCAGAAGCAGGUCGGAGCCGCCGCCACGAGCCAGGCCGCUGCGGGGACACCCCGAGCCGGAAGGCGACGCUUGGCGCGCUCAUGGGGCUCCCCGGCUUUCCGACCUGCCCCCGAGGGCCGAGCCCGGCAUCUCUGGCCGGCAGACCCCGGCGUGGGUCUGGACACCCCAGCCCGCGCCCCUGGCCGCAGGCCCCAGGCCCCAGGCCCGGCUCCGCACCGGAGAAGCCACCCCCAGAGACCCCAACCACAGCCGGCCCGGCCGGCGGACAGACUCGCCGGGGGCACCGGGCAGCCUCCGCCGUCCCUGCUCAGGCCGCGUCCGUGGGGCUCCCACUCCCGGGGCGCCCGCGUCCCCUGUGGACCGGCUCCGGGGCUGGACCCCGGCUCCGCGGGCGCGCCCUGCGUCCUCCUGA
Messenger RNA from Neogale vison (American mink), 735 nucleotides. Its product is annotated as basic proline-rich protein-like. The transcript has a single exon. Bases 1 to 735 code for a protein of 244 amino acids. NCBI's taxonomy places the organism in Eukaryota, Metazoa, Chordata, Mammalia, Carnivora, Mustelidae. The record is from RefSeq and is a predicted model, not a curated record.